AUGAACGAGAAACCCACGACCGAACCACUAUCCGCGAGCGAUACGCCGCCGCACUGCCACGAAGAAGCUCCCGGCAAAGCGCAGUGGCUGGACGCUACUUCGAGGCGCGAUGCUCUAUUGUGGUGCAAAAGCGUAUUUCACGAGGUUGUCUUGGGUCGAAAAACAUUGCCGCCUUCGAAGAAUGGUCGCAUAAUCCCACUCAAAUUGAACCAAGAUGCGCCCCUGACCGACGAACGGCGAGGCGGUCAUCCCUUUGUUUCCAACACCAUCCGAACUUCCCGAUACACUGUUUAUGACUUUAUCCCGAAACAACUUUUCUUCCAGUUUUCCCGAAUCGGCAAUUUUUACUUCCUCUGCGUCGGCGUUCCCCAGACCAUCCCUGGCAUCUCGACUACGGGAAACUUCACGACGAUUUUGCCCCUGCUAUUCUUCGUUUUGGUCACUGUGGCAAAAGAGGGAUAUGACGAUUUCAAGCGCCACCGACUCGACAAGGUAGAGAAUGCGGAAACGGCGCGUGUGCUCAAGCACUCGAAACAUCGCAAGGCUAGCCCGCAGACCUGGCAGUCCAAGCUCAGAAGCGCUCUUCCGGGAAGCCGUCAAGUACUGAGCGCCGGUCAAGCAGCAAACGAUGGACCCUGGCUGACAACAAGAUGGUGUGAUAUCGAGGUUGGCGACUUAAUCAACUUACGAAGAGACGAACCAGUUCCUGCGGAUAUCGUCCUGCUCCAUGCCGACGGCGAGAAUGGUCUCGCUUACAUCGAGACAAUGGCCCUUGACGGCGAGACGAACCUCAAGAGCAAGCAAGUCUCAGCUGCACUAGAAGGAUGCGAUACUGUCGAGAAGAUCCUGGCCUGCGAUGCUGAGUUCGUGGUCGAGGAUCCAAACCCCGAUCUUUACAAAUUCGACGGUCGAGUGACUGUCAACGGAAAGUCACUGCCACUGACUUCAGCUGAGAUUAUCUACAGAGGGAGUAUCCUGAGGAAUACGGUGUCCGCGAUUGGCAUAGUCGUCAACACUGGCGAGGAGUGCAAGAUUCGCAUGAAUGCCAAUCAACACCCCAAGGCAAAGAAACCCGCGUUAGAGACCGUGGCCAACAAGAUUGUUGUUUCCCUCGCGCUCUAUGUCAUCAUUCUUUCCGUCGGCUGCUCUAUGGGAUACGUCAUGUGGCAGCGGUCGCAAGAACGGAGAACAUGGUAUCUGAAGGAUGCUGAAGUCAAGUUCUACGAAAUCAUCAUUGGAUUCAUCAUCCAGUUCAACAACGUCAUUCCGUUGGCCCUGUACGUCAGUCUCGAGAUCGUCAAAGUUGGACAGCUUCUCAUGCUCAAUUCCGAUGUCGAGAUGUAUCAUGCCGAAACGGAUACGCCAGCCCGAUGCAAUACCAACACCAUCCUGGAAAAUUUGGGCCAAGUCGGCUAUAUCUUCACCGACAAAACGGGCACGCUAACGGAGAACGUGAUGAAGUUUCGCAAAUUGAGUAUUGCUGGCACAGCUUGGCUGCAUCAACCGGACGUCGAAGUUGCAGAUGGCGACAGCGAAAACAACAGCUCUGUAGACACUCUGUCUGAGGCAAAGGGGAUCCCGCGCAUAUCGACCCAGCACAUUCGAACCGAUGCCAUCAAUGACGACUAUGCUCAAUCUCCGACGACCCUCGGCAGACCAUCGAUGGCUCGCUCACGAGCACCAUCUACGCGAAGAUCAUCUUCUCAGUGGAGGUCCACAGGGCGUCCGGACCACGCGCAGCCCGAUGUCACCACGAGCGAUCUUUUAGAGUUCAUUGCUUUGAGGCCUCACUCUCUUUUCUCCAGAAGAGCCAAAGACUACAUCCUCGCAAUGGCCCUCUGUCAUACCUGCCUCCCGGAAAUUCGCAACGGCGAGGUGGAAUAUCAGUCUUCUUCUCCAGACGAGCUAGCCAUGGUUCGAGCGGCACAGGAACUCGGCUACACUGUUGUUUCGCGAACAUCCUCGAAUAUCACCUUGCGACACAGCUCCGACGCCGCUGACGCAGCGAAGGACAUGACAUUCCAGAUCUUGGAUGUUAUUGAGUUCAGCAGCCACCGGAAGAGGAUGUCCAUUGUCGUGCGAUACUCCGAUGGUCGUAUCUGUAUCAUCUGUAAAGGCGCAGAUUCAGUCAUACUUCCAAGGCUCAAGAUGGCUAGUAUGGCGUUGCAAAAAGCUCAGGAUGUGAGGCAAAGUGCGGAUCUUGAACGCGAGCUUUUGCGAAAAAGUGAACAGUACGAACCGAGAAUCAGCAUUGGGGGUCGCGCUAGCAUGUCUUUGCGAAGGAGCAUAGGCAUCGCACGCGGCGCACCGGGCCCAAGUGUUCGGCCUCCCAUGGAUCGCAGCCAAUCUUUCGAGACAAGCAAGUUGCGCAAAUCGGGCGAUCUCUUGCGGCCUUCUAUCAACAUCCGCACGACAUCAUUCGAGGCCUCGUCCGGGUCUCCUACCCUUCCAUACAACACUCCCGAAAAAUUUGCUUUCCUUGACGACCCUGCCAUCGCCGAUGACUCAACUAUCUUCACUAGAUGUUUUAAGCAUCUUGAUGACUUUGCUACUGAAGGCCUCCGCACGCUGCUUUUCGCUCAAAAGUUUAUUUCAGAACAGGACUACCUCACUUGGAAGAAGGCUUUCGACGCUGCAUCUACCAGCUUGACCGAUCGUCAAGACAAGAUCGAGGCUGCAGCAGAAAUUAUCGAGCAGUCCUUCAACCUCGUUGGUGCUUCGGCGAUUGAAGAUAAGCUCCAACAGGGCGUUCCGGAAACCAUCGACAAGUUGCGGAGGGCGAACAUCAAAAUCUGGAUGUUGACAGGCGACAAGCGCGAAACGGCCAUCAACAUUGCUCAUUCAACCCGCAUCUGCCAGCCAGUGUCCGAUCUCUACACCCUAGACGUUACUAAGGGAGACCUCCAGGGCCAGCUCGUGGCACUAUCCGAAGACUUGCACUCUGGCUGUGUGCACAGUGUUGUCGUUAUCGAUGGCCAGACCCUCGCGACGAUCGAGAGGUCGGACGACUUGACAGCUCAGUUCUACUCAGUGGUCCCCUUUGUGGACUCCGUCAUUUGUUGUCGAGCCUCCCCCGCGCAAAAGGCACUCAUGGUCAAGACCGUUCGUUCCCAGCUCCGAAAGCUGAGAGGCCGCAUGGGCCAUGGUCUUACACUUGCCAUCGGUGACGGCGCCAACGACUUAGCAAUGAUCUCUGCUAGUCACGUUGGCGUUGGUAUCUCUGGAAAGGAGGGACUACAGGCUGCUCGAGUGGCCGACUACGCUAUCGCCCAAUUCAAAUAUCUCCAACGACUGCUUCUCGUGCAUGGACGAUGGAAUUACGUGCGCACAGCCAAGUUUAUCCUGUGUACUUUCUGGAAGGAGAUGUUCUUCUACCUCCCCACGGCCCUAUACCAGCGCUACAACGGCUACACAGGUACUUCGUUGUACGAAUCGGCCAGUUUGACCGUCUUCAACACGCUCUUCACCAGCCUGUGCGUCAUCUGUCUGGGUAUCUGGGAACAAGAUCUCAGUGCCGACACCUUACUUGCCGUUCCCGAGCUGUAUGUGUACGGUCAGCGAAAUAUGGGUCUGAACCUAGCGAAGUAUGCCGGUUGGAUGCUGUCAGCAGCGAUCCAAGGCGUGUUAGCAUAUUGGGGCGUCUGGGCGGGCUAUGUCUGGUUCGCACACUCGAGUGAUCAAGGUCUUUACGCCGUCGGGAACCUAGCGUUUACCCUUGGCGUUGUCUGGAUCAACUAUAAGUGCUUCAUUCUCGAGACGCACCACAAGUCUGGUGUCGUAAUGGGGUGCUUCCUCCUCACCUUCUCAGGAUGGUGGGCUUGGCAAGGAUUCCUGUCGUCCAUCUAUGCCCGCACCCCGUCGAUCUACGCCGUACGUGACGGCUUCUCGAAGACCUUUGGUCGGGACUGGACGUGGUGGCUAACCCUGAUUGUGAUGGUCACCCUCUUCAUCCUCAUGGAGACCAUAUUCCGCACCCUGCAGCGCUCUCUCAUUCUCGCAGGGUUGUGGAGGUGGCCCUGGGUUCGCAAGGAGGAUGACGUUUGUGCGGACGAGUGGCGCUUGGAGCUUUGGCAAGAGCUUGAGAAGGACCACGCUGUGAGGGAGAGGCUGAGGAGGUUAGCGAGUGACGAGGAUGAACAUGAGGAGGUGGAGGAUUGCGAGGAGGAUGUUGUUCGUGGUGAGUCUGAGAGGGCGGGUUGA
Messenger RNA from Colletotrichum godetiae, 4200 nucleotides. RefSeq names its product phospholipid-translocating P-type ATPase. The record is from RefSeq and is a predicted model, not a curated record. Gene Ontology annotation, biological process: post-Golgi vesicle-mediated transport; phospholipid translocation; endocytic recycling. Lineage: Eukaryota; Fungi; Ascomycota; Sordariomycetes; Glomerellales; Glomerellaceae. The transcript has 2 exons. The coding region runs from base 1 to 4200 and encodes 1399 amino acids. Gene Ontology annotation, cellular component: plasma membrane. Gene Ontology annotation, molecular function: magnesium ion binding; ATPase-coupled intramembrane lipid carrier activity; ATP hydrolysis activity.